This is a messenger RNA of Hyla sarda, 1461 nucleotides long. It is a transcript of the gene DCXR, whose product is annotated as dicarbonyl and L-xylulose reductase. Gene Ontology annotation, molecular function: carbonyl reductase (NADPH) activity; L-xylulose reductase (NADPH) activity. Lineage: Eukaryota; Metazoa; Chordata; Amphibia; Anura; Hylidae. The coding region runs from base 104 to 838 and encodes 244 amino acids. Gene Ontology annotation, biological process: xylulose metabolic process; glucose metabolic process. The record is from RefSeq and is a predicted model, not a curated record. The transcript is spliced from 8 exons.
GUUACAGGGCGGUCUUCCUCACUUUCUGCAGAGUUGCCAUUUUCCGCUCCUCUAGUUAAUAAACAUCCGCGGUUCCUCCCCCAUUCCCCUCACUGCCGCCAGGAUGGAGAUCAGCUUCGCGGGACACCGAGCCCUGGUCACCGGGGCUGGGAAGGGGAUCGGGCGGAGCACAGUGAAGGCGCUGCGGGCGGCCGGGGCAGAGGUGGUCGCCCUGAGCAGGAGCUCUGAGGACCUGGAGAGCCUGGCCCGGGAGUGCCCAGGAGUGGAGACUGUGUGCGUGGACUUGGGGGACUGGUCAGCGACAGAGGCCUCCUUGGGUAAUAUUGGAGCGGUGGACCUUCUGGUAAAUAAUGCCGGGGUAGCUUUGCUUCAGCCUUUUCUUGAAGUCACACAGGAAGCAUUUGACAGGAGCUUUGAUGUGAAUGUGAGAGCGGCCAUCUUGGUGUCACAGAUUGUUGCCCGUCAGAUGAUUGAGCGCGGAGUUGGUGGAGCCAUUGUCAACGUGUCCAGCCAAGCAUCACAAGUAGCGUUACAGAACCACUCUGUCUAUUGUGCCACCAAAGGAGCUCUCGACAUGUUAACUAAGACGAUGGCUCUUGAACUGGGACCCAAGAAGAUUCGUGUAAAUUGUGUGAAUCCCACCGUAGUGAUGACCAACAUGGGACGCGCUAACUGGAGUGACGCUCACAAAGCUGCUCCGAUGCUGAAUCGAAUCCCCUUAGGUCGCUUUGCAGAGGUGGAGGAGGUGGUUCACAGCAUUCUCUUCUUGCUCAGUGAUAAAAGUGCCAUGAUCACCGGCUCGUGUCUCCCUGUGGAUGGAGGAUACCUGGUAACCUGACCGACAGAAAACUGAUUCCUCAGCUUGGCGGAGAACCGCGGUGUCUGUGCUGUAAAACAACCCUGGAAGCUUUCAGAUAGAAGAUAUUGUGCCUCAGCUCAGCCCCUGAUGCUGGAUAGAUUUGUUUGUCCUUUAGGCUUUCCCUGUGAGAGGAAAUGUGAUUAUAGCCAGGACAAGGUUAUGUAAUGAAAACGUAUAUAUCUGUAGGACCAGCGAAUGGAUCGCAGCUCUGCCCGCCUCACAAGAUGAUCAAUAAACCAUUACUGGAAACACUCUGGGGCCUGGAUAAUUGAGUAGAUGGCCUCGGGUUUGGGGAGGAGCCCAGAGCAACGUGGUUAGAUUUAUAAUGUAUUGUCUCUUGUCUCCAAACUGUACAGGGAGAGAUUGCCCAUAGCAACCAAUCAGAUCGCUUCUUUCAUUUUGCAGAGGCCUUGUAAAUAAUGAAAGCAGCAAUCUGAUUGGUUGCUAUGGGCAACUCAGCAAUUUUUCCUCUGGACAGGCUUUGAUAAAUCUCCCCCUCUAUCUUUACUGAAGGUGAAUGGUGUCUACAGUCACAUAAUAACACAUCCGGUCCGUAUUGCACAAUGUGCGCCUCAUAAGGCCCCUGAGGGAACAGAGAGAUG